Messenger RNA from Anguilla anguilla (European eel), 2011 nucleotides. It is a transcript of the gene mmp20a, whose product is annotated as matrix metallopeptidase 20a (enamelysin). Gene Ontology annotation, cellular component: extracellular matrix. Gene Ontology annotation, molecular function: zinc ion binding; metalloendopeptidase activity. Gene Ontology annotation, biological process: collagen catabolic process; proteolysis; extracellular matrix organization. The record is from RefSeq and is a predicted model, not a curated record. The coding region runs from base 16 to 1230 and encodes 404 amino acids. Lineage: Eukaryota; Metazoa; Chordata; Actinopteri; Anguilliformes; Anguillidae. The transcript has 9 exons.
GACACGGUCCGCCAGAUGCAGGAGUUCUUCGGCCUGGAGGCGACGGGGCGCCUGGACCGGCCGACGCUGGCGGAGAUGAGGACCGCCAGGUGUGGCGUUCCCGACGUGGAGAACUACAGCUUCCACCCGGACAGGCCCAGGUGGAGGAACCACACCAUCACGUACAGGAUAGAGAAGUACACACCCGACCUGAGGAGGGAGCAGGUGGAGGCCUCCUUCCGCACGGCGCUGAAGGUGUGGAGCGACGCCGCGCCGCUGCGGUUCCUGAAGGUGGAGCGCGGCAAGGCCGACAUCGUGAUCUCCUUCCGCUCUGGAGAUCACGGAGACUACUUCCCGUUCGACGGGCCCAAGGGGGUGCUGGCCCAUGCCUUCGAACCCGGGGAGGACAUGGGCGGGGACAUCCACUUCGACGAGGACGAAAUCUGGACCGUGGGACACCGCGGAUACGGGUAUAACCUCUUCACCGUGGCAGCUCAUGAGCUGGGACACUCUUUGGGUCUGGGCCACUCCAGGGACCCUUCGGCCCUGAUGUACCCCAGCUACAGAUACAACGACGUGGCCCCCUACACCCUGCCCAUGGACGACACUCUGGGCAUCCAGGCUCUCUAUGGGUCCCCGAACUCCAGGAAACAGCAGACCUCGGCGACUCCUGACAAGUGCGACCCUAACUUAUCCUUUGAUGCAGUGGCACUGAUUGGACAGGAGAGGGUUUUCUUUAAAAACAGGUACGUGUGGCUGCGAACGACCUGGGCGGGGCAGCGCAACAGACUGAGACAGGGCCCGAGCAGCAGCUACCUGCCCGGCAUAAGCUCACCUGUGGACGCGGCCUAUAGCGUCCCUGCUAAGGGCGUGAGCUACCUCUUCACGGGCCCCAAAUACUGGGUGGUGCAACAGCUGAACACGCGGGGCCAUUAUGGCUCCAUAUACGACUUUGGUUUCCCAAAGAGAGUCCGGAAAAUAGAUGCUGCUGUACACAUGGAAGAAUAUGGAAAGACUUACUUCUUUGUGGGAGAUGUCUAUUACAGGUAUGAUGAAAACAAGAGUGUCAUGGAUCCGGGGUUCCCGAAGAGUAUUGCCACAAACUGGCCGGGAAUUGGAGGGAAGAUAGAUGCAGCUUUUGAACUGUCAGGCUACAUCCACCUGUUCAGUGGGGCGAAGGCGUAUAAAUAUGAGGUGAAGAAGAGACGUGUGGUCUACACCGUGAAGGCCAACGCGUGGCUGGGGUGCUGAUGGCGCUGAGGACGGAGAGACAGACGGACGGACGGGAUGCAGUGGACGUACGCACAGGACAUGAUGGAGGAAACUAAAUCAAUAUGUCUCCGAAUGUAAAAAAGAGAGGGAGCUCUUUAUUGAAUUAGCACAAAGACCAAAGACCAAAGGCCCUAUAUUGUAUACAACAAGUUGGGAAUAAAGGCCGACUGUGUCUUUAACAUUGAUGUUUCUUACGUAGCCUCAUUGAAUUUUCAUGUGUUUAACCUUACGUUUGUAUGACUGUGAGAAAGGCCAGUGUGACACUUGUGUUUCAUUUUCCAAUUCAUGCUAACUUUAGAAUAUGCUGAAAACUGAAACAAAUGUUUUAUUUAACAUAAAACAUACUUGUGAAUUGUAAAUAGAGCAUUAUUUUUUGCUUGUAAUUGCCUUUCCUCGAUAAAGCACAGAUAUAUGUAAUUCCCAGUACUUUAAAACAGUUAUAUAACUCUUUUAAAAAUAUUGUUAUUUAAUGAAACCAAUGUCAAAUGUGAAUUUCAACCGAUACGGUCUUUUUAAAUGCAAGUACAGGCAUCAAACAGUUGUUAUUCACUGAUAUAAUGGAACAUUUGCUUUCAAUAAUGGUUUGGUGAAUGUUCACAUUAAUUAUAAACAUUUAAUCCAGGAACACUGAAUAUCAGGCUGGAUUCAAUCAGUGUUAAUUUUUAAUUCAUAAGUAAUUAUUUGUUAAUCAUUAUGAUUGCUGAAUUUGCAAAACAUGUUUGUGAAAAAAAUAAACAAUGGUAUUUAAUUGUCAGUCAAA